Molecule: messenger RNA, 561 nt
Organism: Lindgomyces ingoldianus
Lineage: Eukaryota; Fungi; Ascomycota; Dothideomycetes; Pleosporales; Lindgomycetaceae
Exons: 3
Coding region: 1-561 (186 amino acids)
Source: RefSeq, a predicted model, not a curated record
AUGGGGGCAGAGAACUCCAAACCUUCAAACGAGGUCGCCCAGCACGUAUUCUCAUCAGAUGCCCCCGUCCGAUUCUCAAAUGAAUUGGUAGAUUCGCUGCAGAGGAACACUCAAACCGAUUCCAUCCGAUCCAAACAACAAGAACUGCAAUACCAAACCCGCCUGACCUCUGAGCUCGAGAAACUCCGCGAACAGGAAACUCAGAACUUCUCUAAGCUAUCCGAGACUCUCGCUGAGGAAGCCGAAAGGCCGUCUGAACCGACUCUUGCCGACAAGCUUAGCGACGCAACAUCCAGUUCCUCCACGCUCGCCGAGAAGCAACGACAAAAGGAUAUGAGCCGGGAUAGCGUGACCAAGGAAAUAGAGGCGUUGAAGAAGAAAUUGCAGGGUAGGAAGAGGAUAGAACAAGUAGACUCCGCAUUGGGCAAGGCAAAGGAGGAUGUCGCUACUUGCCUAAGGCUGAACGAUCGAAGGCCCCUCGAUUGCUGGAAAGAAGUGGCGACGUUCAAGAGGGAAGUCGGGCGGUUGGAGAAAGAGUUUGUGGAGAAGACCAUUAGGUGA